Molecule: messenger RNA, 391 nt
Organism: Drosophila takahashii
Lineage: Eukaryota; Metazoa; Arthropoda; Insecta; Diptera; Drosophilidae
Product: protein midgut expression 1
Source: RefSeq, a predicted model, not a curated record
UAUCCCUCUGCGUUUUCAGUCAUAGAUCUUUCUAAAAAAAAAAUUAUUACACACAAAAUUUUCUGUAAAUAGCAAUUAUGUGUCUGCGAUUGGUUGGAAGUGCGCUCUGCUGCUGUUGCAAAUUGGGUCUUAAAUGUCUGUGCUUUUUUGUCUUUUCCACCAUCGGAGUUUUGAUCAUAGUAGCCUUGGUAGUUUACUUUUGUUUCUUCUACAAUAAAACGGAGGACACCACAACAAAGGGUUAUUCUGAUUCUACUAUGGAAACUACUACUAUGGAGGACAGCAUAACAACUGCAACUGAUAGCAAAUCGCUAGUCAGAGCGUAUCUCCAUCGACUAAUCGAUAGAAUAUGAUGUGUACGUAAAUAAGUAUAAAAAAUUUAUUAAAAUUA